Messenger RNA from Culex quinquefasciatus (southern house mosquito), 438 nucleotides. RefSeq lists its product as uncharacterized. The record is from RefSeq and is a predicted model, not a curated record. The coding region runs from base 91 to 438 and encodes 115 amino acids. NCBI's taxonomy places the organism in Eukaryota, Metazoa, Arthropoda, Insecta, Diptera, Culicidae. The transcript is spliced from 2 exons.
CAUGUUUGACGAGUAUAACCUAAACAUCCGGAAGAACAGUUUGCACCAGUUCUGGAAGGACCGUCUGUACGAAAGCCGCAGGUCCUGAAGAUGUCGUACUUGGAACCUGAUCAAGAACAUCUACCUGGAAUACCGAAGAAGUCACCGCAACUCCCGCCCGCAAACGCUCAUCUCGCGACGGCGCAGCUUCGGCCGGAUGAACUGGCAACAUCUGUGUCAUUCUCGAAGGAGGACGAAGUGAUAGGGAACUAUCGGUUCAGGCGCUUCAUUUCCCAGCCGGAAACGUCGACUUCCCUUCCCGAAUUAACAACCAAUGGCCAACUCCUCCAAACCUGUCCAGAUGAUGGCCGGCAACGAGACCACCCUGUUCUCUACAUCGCUGUCGCGCUUCAAAAUGAAGGCCGCGUUGUUGCUGCCCAAAGAAACGUCCAUCCUUAA